Molecule: messenger RNA, 802 nt
Organism: Rosa chinensis
Lineage: Eukaryota; Viridiplantae; Streptophyta; Magnoliopsida; Rosales; Rosaceae
Exons: 2
Coding region: 45-572 (175 amino acids)
Source: RefSeq, a predicted model, not a curated record
CAACGCUGAAUCCUAAAUCUUCAAACUCUCUCUACGCAUCCAGUAUGAUUGUCUAUCUGCAAUCAAUAUCCGAUCUCGACCUGAACCCUGCCCAACUGAAAACGCUACGUACAAAACUCAAGCACCUCAUCCGGCAAGGUCGCUUUGUCGAGUUUGAAUCAUCAUCAUGGAAGUUGUUGGCAAAACAUGGAUUAAUUAGGAGCAAAGGAGAAGCACCAAAUGCUCCUGACAACAGCCACCGUGGCUGCGGCCCUAGUGCAACUGGUGAAGGUUUAACUGACAGGCCUCCUUUACCAAAGGGACAUGGUUAUCUUUCUUUGGGAACCUCGGUGGAUAAGCAUGGUAAUGUCCUUGAAAUACCUUCUAGCCGUUCUGCUCUCAUGUAUUGUAAUCUUUGUUGUAAAGAAGGAGACCACUGGCCCCGAAAUUGUCCAGAAUGGCAUCAACCAGAACCAACAUCUGCUGUUCAGACCAAGAGAAAAGGAUCAAAAUCAGUUGUUCAGACACAGAGAAAGAAAAAAUCAAAAUCCGCUGCUGGCACCAACAACAGCUCAUAUGAGACCAAAGAAUGAUGAGAACUGUCGGUCUUUGUGAGCCCUGUUUACUGAGAAGACUGCUGGUGCGAAGUCGUCUUAUGAACUGUCUUUAUUUGUCAUGUGCAUAAUGGGGAACUUGUUUACUUUAUCAUUAUAAUUAGAAGCUCUCCAUUGCUUGACUUGAAAUUGAAUAAUCAAGUUGAUGUUGCUUUUAUAUUCUUUCUUAUUGGACUAAGUAGUGCCUGAACUCUGGAACAAUGUUUGAA